Messenger RNA from Amoebophrya sp. A25, 2394 nucleotides. NCBI's taxonomy places the organism in Eukaryota, Dinophyceae, Syndiniales, Amoebophryaceae. The record is from the annotation of a GenBank genome assembly.
CGAGGUGGAUAUGCUUCUUCUAGUAUCAGCACUCAUCCUGUACUAGCAACAAGUACAAGUCCCGUGGCAUAUAAUCAACCUGCACUCCUCGCACGACCCGUAGUUGCACCAGUACAACCGGGGAUUGAUCAUGUGCAUCCUUCCCAUUUUUCUUCUUUUUCGCGCUUUUCAAGUGGACCUGCGAAAAAAGUGCGGUAUGCGCAUCAGCGGAUCCCUCGUAUGACAGCAACGGACGACCCCAGUUCCAGUGCGACAUCUACUCUUAUUCAAACUUCCGGAAAUCUCCCAUUUUGAGAAGCAUCUUGGACCUCCCGUGUAAUGUGGAAACGGGUCCAAGAUUUGACUUUUAAAGUGGGAGAUUCCCGAAAGGUCUAAUGAUACUCACAAGCUUUUGCUUUACCCGAAUCUCUUGAAUCAAAUAAAACAAAACGGUGGGAGGAAGAAGACCGUAGCUUAAGGGUCGUUUCCGAAUUACAUCCUGCACUGCCAUCCCAAGGUCUUUUCCUAGUGGAAAGGAGGCCGGGGAUGUUCUGAGGAAUGUAAUUACGUAUAAGAACCUCUAAAAAGCGAUGGCUUCAAGGCUCAGAAUGUUUGCUCACUGGAACAGUGAUGUAGAAAGGCGACGCGUGAAGGAGAACCUUCCAGCACAACAAGAUGAAGAACUUUUCAGUAGUGUCGAAGUAUUGGAAAUUGCAAGAUUGCAAAACUUGAGGGAAGUAGAACUCGCGACACGAUUUUUACCUUCUCAACAUGAUAGAAGAAAUAAACCUUCCGAACAAACGCAAGAGGAGCUGAUGGGGCAGGAGCAGAGAAAAUUGCAAGUUCUAAAAAAACAAAACCAAAAAAAAAGCUCCAAGAAUUUGAACGGUGUUGAUCAUGAAGGAGAAGCUAGUAUUAAGAAUGCAAGUAUUUUUGAAACAAGAGCAGCUGCAGCAUGUUGUAGCCCUGUUUCAGGAGGCACAAGAGGAGGAAAGAAGAAAAAAAAGGAGAUCAGGGAGAUAAGUAGGUCUAAGAAUAAGGGAGAAAGGCGAGUAGAAGCGAAGAGAGCUUAUCAUUAAGGCUUCCUUGAUACAAAUCCUCAUCAUCACCAUCAUUUUCAUUUCCCUGUGAGAAAAUGAACCUAAGUCUGGUUAUAUUUUUCGUAUUUUCCUUCUUGAACAAACUUCUGAGAAAAUGAACUGUGGCGACCAGACAUAUCAUAGUCGAUCGCAAUGACGACCAUAGCACAACACACACAGAGCAAAAAGAAAUCCGGCGGGAUCGUACGCGUCGCCCGGAGCCCAUCAAAACAAACAAACAAACUUAUACAUGUAAGAAAUACUUAGACAUAUUUUUGCGCUCUAAUAUCAAGCAGAGCAGGAAGAGCUACGAUAUUGGAGCAAACUACAGAGGAAAUUGCUCGUGGGCAUCAACGAUGAAAAUGAAGAGAAUAAUGACAAUAGCACAACGAGGGGGAGAGUGGGCGAGCAGAAUGGGAAUGCUGAUAGUAUUACGGACUCCAGAGGGCAAGAAGAUGGCUCUGCGCGAGCGCUGGAAGAUGUCGCUUCUCGGGGCCUAUUAAAAACGGUUCACAUACAACUCAUAAAUGGGAAUGCCGACAGUAUUACGGACUCCAGAGAGCAAGAAGAUGGCGACAACGAGGGUCGGGAAAUGCCAUGAAAUGCUCAGUGAAGAACAGAAUUUUUGAAAAUGUACGCUACGAAAUUCAUUGUCAGGCAAGAAUCGAAUGUGUAUAGAAGAGGUCUUCACUGUCAACAUCGUGAAUGUUAAUCAUCAAGAACUCUGACUUUCUCUUUCUUGUAGAACAAACUCUCAUCUUGUAGUUGCUUUUUCCAAUACUGAAGCCUAACUUAGAUCGUUUUUAUCAGUCUCUUCUUUUUACAUCGCCUUUUAUUUAGUGUGUUUCUUCCUAGUAGAAGCACACGACAAUAUUGACGCUUUCAGUCACUGGCACCAUUGUGAAUGUUUAUGUUACACUUUUUUGUACAUGUACCCCAUGGAUGAUGAAUGUUAGAACUUUUCUUGAUGUGAAUGGUUUUAGAAGAAUCGUUUCUAAGGCGUACGAGCAGAUCAUUGUAAAUGUUAAUCUACCCCUGUUCUUCCAAGGCUAAAUGUUAAUCUAUCUAACCAAUUCUAAGACUUACGCGAAUGUUAAUCUCCCUCUUGAAUCAUGGGUACACUGCUUGUAGGAAGAUUCUUCCUUUUUUCCAUAGUGGCCCACAUGAUGAUAUAUUUUCGAUCGAGCGACCCAGUUUAUGUCAGUUCACUCACUUUGUACACUUUCGAACCUCUAUCCAUGAACACAAUAUGAGGAGCUCCCUUAAAACAAGACAUACUACAGACUUUUUGAAAUGAACAACAUGCAGGCAACAUGAGACCACUGAUCUCGAGCUG